Molecule: messenger RNA, 3072 nt
Organism: Cryptotermes secundus
Lineage: Eukaryota; Metazoa; Arthropoda; Insecta; Blattodea; Kalotermitidae
Product: major facilitator superfamily domain-containing protein 1
Exons: 11
Coding region: 216-1781 (521 amino acids)
Biological process (GO): transmembrane transport
Cellular component (GO): lysosome
Molecular function (GO): transmembrane transporter activity
Source: RefSeq, a predicted model, not a curated record
AUCGGGCGAAUUUCUGGAGAAUUAUGUCAUGAUUUAGAGGAGUUUCUUCUGCAGAGUUGGCUGCUGUGGCGUUUUUACGUGUUCUGCCUGGUCUGCCUGGGCGUGUGUCUAUGCCGUUUCAAGUGAUCGCAAGUUUGUAGAUAAUAAGAGAAAGAAAGGGCGAAGAGCUGUGGACUACUCCAGUUGUGUUUGGUUUGGUUUGCUGGCGUGACACAAUGGACGGAGAAUUUUGUAACGAAGCGGAAAAAAUACUUCCUGAACCCGAAGAGGACUUGGAACUGACGGGAUGUGCUGCCAAGCCUUGCUGCAACCCAAGUCAUUCCCUGCAUCGGUUUAUGGCCCUUUUCCUUAUGUGUCUAGUUGGAUUUGGGUCAUAUUUCUGUUAUGAUAACCCAGGAGCUCUGCAGGAUAAUUUUAUAAGUGACAUGGGCUUGACAACAUCGCAGUUUGUAUACUUAUAUUCAUGGUAUUCUUGGCCAAAUGUUGUCCUGUGCUUUGUUGGUGGUUUCUUGAUUGACAGAGUUUUUGGAAUCCGUCUGGGGACGAUAAUAUAUGCAGCACUAUUAGUUAUUGGACAAAUAAUAUUUGCCCUUGGUGGAGUGUUUAACAGAUUCUGGUUAAUGGUGUUAGGGCGUUUUGUCUUUGGGAUUGGUGGUGAAUCAUUGGCAGUGGCACAGAAUAAUUAUGCAGUGCUCUGGUUUAAGGGCAAAGAGCUAAAUAUGGUAUUUGGUCUUCAGAUGAGCUUUGCUCGAGUUGGUUCAACUGUGAACUUCAAUGUGAUGGAGCCUCUGUACAAUUGGGUCAGCAAGUAUUACUCAGGGUACAUGUGUAUUGGAGUUGUGCUGAUAAUUGCAUCAACCACAUGUUUCAUGUCACUGAUAUGUGCUCUGUUACUUGCAUUCAUGGACAAAAGGGCUGAAAGGAUCCUCAGAAGGAAGACAGAUCAGGAUGGAGAAGUUGUGCGUCUCACUGAUGUCAAGGAUUUUCCAGCCAUUUUCUGGUUGAUAUCAGUUGUCUGUGUUACUUAUUAUGUGGCUGUGUUCCCAUUUAUUGCUCUUGGAAAGGUAUUUUUUGAACGCAAAUUUGAUUUUACACCUGACAAUGCAAAUACAGUGAACAGUAUUUUGUAUAUAAUAUCAGCUGUGGCAUCACCUCUCCUUGGCCUCCUUGUGGAUAAAGUUGGCAAGAAUGUGUUCUGGGUGUGUAUGUCAAUUCUGGUGACCAUUGGCUGCCAUUCACUUCUUGCUUUCACCUACGUCACCCCAUAUGUUGCAAUGUCUAUCCUAGGUGUAGCCUACUCAAUGCUUGCCAGUGCUCUCUGGCCAAUGGUUGCACUUGUAAUUCCAGAAUAUCAACUGGGAACAGCAUAUGGCAUUGCUCAGUCAGUUCAGAACCUUGGCUUAGCUGUGAUCACGCUUGUAGCUGGCAACAUUGUGGAUUCUGCUGGCUAUCUUCUGCUAGAAGUGUUCUUCUUAGGCUUUCUGUUCCUUGCCCUUCUCACAUCUGUUCUCAUUUGGCUCCUUGACAGAAAGUCUUCAGGCAUACUCAAUAUGACUCCUAGGCAACGGGAAGUGUUUGAAAGAAGUCAAUUAGCUGCUGAGGCCCUGGAACGUGAGAAACUGCUUGCAUCUGGCUCCAUGUCUGACAUCACACCUCAUGAUCUGCUUCAGCCCCACUCAGACUUCCACAUUCGGAACCGUUACCUCUCUCGCAUUGGAGCACCGUUGCCUUCCAACUACAGUGUGAACAUGAAGGGCCUGGCAUACAGAGCACUAAGAUAAAAUAGGUUCUGGAAUAGAAUUGUGGUGACCUGUAGAUUUCAAGAAAUGGAUAACGUCUGAUUGAGUUACUGUAGUGUGUAUCUAGGUUAAUGUUCUUCCUGAAAACUGUGAUAAAAUGUUUUAAUCUCCUGUGGAGGUACUGGAAAGAAAACUGCUGUUCCUAUUUUAGCACAUAUGUGUAUUAACUUAUUGAUGAUUCCAAGAAAAAAUAACUACUGUGGUAUAAAGUGCAAGAAACUCAUCUGCUACCUGAAGUAAAUGUGUAAUUACUUAUUUGAUGUUGAGAAACAAAUUUUACUUUCCACACACUCAGUACAAAUGUUAUAUUUGAGGUUCUUACAGCAGUAGGAUCAUUGAAGGUUAUAGUGUGGGGGCCGGUUUUUAUGGCCCACACCUUACAUACAUUACAUUCUUACAGCAGUAACUAUGAAGAGUGUGUUCUGGGAUGCAGAUCCAAAGGAGACAGAAAAAUGUAUUCACUACUUCCAGUCUAGAAAAGGUUGAACUUGGCGAACUUUAAAAAUUUACUAAUACUCAAUUCUGUAAAGUACACUUAACAUUUUAAAAACAAAUGUAUUAAGAACAACGCAUUCUCCAUGGUCUGUCAUCUGGACAGAAGAAAACUUUAAUUUGAACAUUUCUGCUCCUACAGACCAAAUGACAUAUUGGAAUCCAGAUACUGCAAUAACUCAGUUAAUAAACAAAGAUUUGUUGACAGCUGACAGUAACUUUAAAAACUGUUAGAUACUUCAUACACACAAGGAUGCAGUUUGGGAGAUUCCAGAGGAAAAUGAUGGGAUAGUACUUCAAAUUUGCCACAACUCCUUUCUUCCAUGUCCUUUAACAUUUCAUCAUUCACUAUUAUCUUUCCAUUUGACUCUCCCCUAAGUGAGCAGUGAUACAAUCUGGCUGAUUUACCUGCAGACCAAGAGGCCUCAAGGCCUACUGAACAAGAAACUCUGGUGAAUCUCAGACAGUGAAAAGAGAAAUUUCUGUCUGUUGGAAAUCAGAUUCUGUGUAACCAACUAGUAACCUUUCACUUUACUCACUGAGCUGUCUUUUCUCUGUUGAGAAGUUAUCACUAGGGAGGGGGGGGGGGUAUUCUUGUUAAGAAGUGAGGAAUGACGCUAAGCAACUCACUUCUGUAAAUCACUUGGAAGGUUUUUACACAGAACCGGAAUGAUGGAUCUUUGGCAAACCAAACAGAAAAACCAAGGGAAAGUAAAACUGUAACCACAAAUAAGACUGAAAAUAAUAAAAAUUAAUGAAUAAACCCCCCCCCCCCNAAAAA